UUCCAAUAAUCAUCACAAUGGAUCCCUAUUUCCGGACAAUUUUAUCAAUCAGAGGCACAAUGUUCAAGUCUUUUUUACACUUUCGUAUCCUUGAAUUAUUUUCCGAAUGUAGUUACCAACAACAAAAGAAGACUUUCUAUCGAACAUUGUUCUGGUGACUUUGUUAAGGACUUACAUCAGGAUCUUACCCGGACAAAUUGCCAGUUUAUACAAUUAAGCUGUAGAAGGCCAUUUUUGGUAUUGCCCUUCAUUUUUUUUUAUAUAUAUACAUAUAAUCGCGCGCACCAAGACAAGGCAAGAUGAACAAUUUGCCAGGCAGACCAAGCCCCUUCCAGCACCAGACUAAGGCUCAACCGCAGAGUGCACCUGCACCCCACUCAUGGCAGUGGCGCCACUCUUCUUUCUCCUCCUCACCACCCACAUAGCCUCUGCUCGUGUUUUGCCUUCACCGGGAACCGCCGAGACCUCGCCGGCCGAUAACCGCACUAUCUACGACGCGUCGAGCCAAUUCUGCUUGGGCUGCAUCGCCGAGUCCAUGGAGUUCCUGCUUGCUCACAACUGGGCGCGAGCACAGCACCUGGAGCUGCCUCUGAUAUGGGACUUUGAGGUAGAAAAGUAUGCGAGGUGGUGGGCAGGUGAAAGGAAGUCUGACUGCAAGUUGCAGCAUUCAUUUGACAAUGGGACUUUUGUGAUGGGGGAGAACAUCUUUUGGGGCAGCGGCUCUGGCUGGUCUCCUCGUGAUGCUGUGCGGGCAUGGGUUGAUGAGCAGAAGUACUAUUCUUACAGCGGAAACCAAUGCCUAGGGGGGCAUGUGUGUGGGCACUACACUCAGGUUGUGUGGAGGGAAACCAGAAGGCUCGGGUGCGCUAGGGUUGUCUGUGACACUGGGGAUGUGUUCAUGACCUGCAACUAUGACCCGCCUGGGAACUAUAUUGGCCAGAGACCUUACUGAAUCAAGAACUGUUCUUGUUCAAUAACUUGAGAUCAUUUCCUUUUCGAUUGCUUUGUUUACAGCCGUGAUACUCCAUAAGAGACAUUUAUAUACAUAUUUGCCUUCUUGGUGUUUUAGAUUGUAUUGAAUGAGACAAAGAUUAGAUCGGUUUGUGGUUUUAGUUGAAGGGACCUCAUUUGGAUGUAUAUAAAAAGCAGAGUGGGGUGAUAUUCUAACCUUCUUGCGAAGGAUAUGGUCCCUGUUAGCUUAGGCGAUAAAUCUUGUGCAGUGUAUUCUGGCAUGAGUCUACUGCUACUUGUAAAAUCCUUUCGAUUUCUGCA
This is a messenger RNA of Nymphaea colorata (pocket water lily), 1272 nucleotides long. Its product is annotated as pathogenesis-related protein PR-1-like. Gene Ontology annotation, cellular component: extracellular region. The record is from RefSeq and is a predicted model, not a curated record. The transcript has a single exon. NCBI's taxonomy places the organism in Eukaryota, Viridiplantae, Streptophyta, Magnoliopsida, Nymphaeales, Nymphaeaceae. Bases 380 to 952 code for a protein of 190 amino acids.